Neurospora tetraspora is the source of this 1320-nucleotide messenger RNA. RefSeq names its product FAD dependent oxidoreductase. Gene Ontology annotation, molecular function: (S)-2-hydroxyglutarate dehydrogenase activity. Lineage: Eukaryota; Fungi; Ascomycota; Sordariomycetes; Sordariales; Sordariaceae. The transcript has a single exon. The record is from RefSeq and is a predicted model, not a curated record. Bases 1 to 1320 code for a protein of 439 amino acids.
AUGACACUUAUCCUCACACCAAGAGGUCGACUCGCGGCGGCAGCAUCAGCAGCCUCGACAGCAACAAUACGAAAUGCAGUUACGUCAUCGCUCACUUCGAUAACGCGGACUGGUCAUCACCAUGGCAGUUUCCGUCCUUUCUCCCACACCUCCGCCUCUCACGCCGACUUCACCCACGCCGUGAUAGGCGGCGGGGUAGUCGGCCUCGCCAUCGCGCAACAACUAGCCCGACGCUCUUCCUCCCCCUCCACCCUCCUCCUGGAGCGGCACCCAGCCGUCGGCACCGAGACAUCCUCGCGCAACAGCGAAGUGAUCCACGCCGGCAUUUACUACGGCGCCGGCAGUCUCAAGACGGAGCUCUGCAUCCGGGGCAAGAACUUGCUGUACGAGUUCUGCGAGAAGCACUCGGUCCCCCACAAGCGCGUCGGCAAAUGGAUCGUCGCGCAGAACCAGGCCCAGCGCGAGGCGCUGCAGCGCAUACACGACUUCUGCGUCCAUGAAAUCAACGUGCCCGUGCGCUGGGUGUCGCGCGAGGAAGCGCAGCGUCGCGAGCCGGCGGUGCGGGCUGAGGCUGGGAUCCUGGAGUCUCCGACGACGGGUAUUGUUGAUUCUCACUCGCUGAUGGCCUGUCUCCAGGGCCGGUUCGAGGAAGCAGGCGGGACGGUGGCGCUCGCCAGCGCCGUUACGGCCAUUCGGCCCGUUGGCGGCAGUGCCAAUGCCAACGGAAAGGAAGGCUGGGAGCUCACAGUCCGCCACACCACCACCGGCGAGACCUCCACCAUCACCACCUCAACAAUCAUCAACUCUGCCGGCCUCGGCGCCGUCGACAUCCACAACAUGAUCGUGCCCCCCUCGCAACACAAACAAAUGUUCUACGCAAAAGGGAAUUACUUUUCCUACCCCUCCUCCUCCCCCAAAGUCUCAACCCUCAUCUACCCCGCCCCCGAACCCGGCGCGGGCGGGUUGGGCACGCACCUGACCCUCGACCUGGCGGGCAGGAUCAAGUUCGGCCCGGACGUGGAGUGGGUUGAUUCCCCCAAAGACUUGGCUGUCAACUCGGCUAGGCUGCCGGAGGCGAUCGAAGCAGUAAAAAAGUACCUGCCGGACUUGGACGAGACGCAACUGCAGCCGGAUUACGCGGGGAUAAGGCCGAAGCUGGGGAAGGCGGGGGCGGUGGCGCAGGGGAAGGGGUUUGUGGACUUUGUGAUUAGGAAGGAGGAGGGGUAUGAGGGAUGGGUGAACUUGUUGAACAUCGAGAGUCCGGGGUUGACGAGCUCGUUGGCUAUUGCGGAGAAGGUGGAGGGGUUGUUGUAUGGGUGA